Molecule: messenger RNA, 705 nt
Organism: Chrysochloris asiatica (Cape golden mole)
Lineage: Eukaryota; Metazoa; Chordata; Mammalia; Afrosoricida; Chrysochloridae
Gene: SYNGR4
Product: synaptogyrin 4
Exons: 4
Coding region: 1-705 (234 amino acids)
Cellular component (GO): synaptic vesicle membrane; neuromuscular junction
Source: RefSeq, a predicted model, not a curated record
AUGCAUGUCCCAGAGAGUCUCCAGGACCUGGCUGACAGUGAGGCCGUGCAGUUUCUGAAGAGGCCAAAGAUCAUGGGGCGGAUCUUCGCAGGGGUUUUCUCCCUGGUGGUCUUCUCCUCCCUGAUGACAGACGGCUACCAGAACAAGACGGAAUCCCCGCAGCUGCACUGUGUCCUCAACAGUAACUCUGUGGCCUGCAACUUCGCCGUGGGCACUGGCCUGCUGACCUUCUUCAGCUGCUUGGCCUUCCUCAUGCUGGAUGCCCACGAGGGCCGCAUCGCCAGCUCACGCUUCAAGAUGGCCUUCCAGGUCCUGGACUUCAUCCUGGCCGUCAUCUGGGCCUGCGUCUGGUUCGUGGGCUUCUGCUUCCUGGCCAACCAGUGGCAGCGCUCUCAGCCAUGGGAAUUUCUGCUGGGGAGCAGCAGCGCCAAGGCCGCCAUCGCCUUCUCAUUCUUCUCCAUCCCCGUCUGGAUCUUCCAGGCCUACGUGGUAUUCCGGGAACUCUGGGCAGACGCCCCGGUCCCCUACAAGCGCUCCCUGGACGAGGGGGCUGUGGUGCUGACCACUCUCUCCCCACCCUUGGCCGCCAGCCCCUCCAGCUCUUCCACUUCCGGCCCCAACAGCAUGAACUACACCACCUCUGCCCUCUCUCCCUACCUGAGCACACCCAAGGCUCCCCGCCUCGCCAUGAUGCCCGACAACUGA